GGAUUGGACGCCACCUUCUGAUUGGCUGGACAGCGGUUGUGUGUGGGCCCACGAGGCCGAGAACGGGGACCGGGACUAGGAAAGGGCUCGCGAUAGGUUUGGGGCUUUGAUUUUCGAAGCGGGAUUUCCAUACUUUUACUUGCAUUUCCUCCUCGUUUCUCUCAAUGUGCUUUUCGAAACCUCUGUAACUGAGUGACAUCGAAGUUAACCAGGCCUUCUGGGGAAAAGCUUCUAUGACACCAAGUUACGUGGGAGAGGGAGCACGAGAAGCCUUAGUUAGACUGGAGUUUUCGAGAGUCCUCGGUUCCGAAGGGCCUGGUCCAUUCCAGACCCUGUGUGCACAUCCAAGCCCACCGGGGAGACCUAGUCACCGGGUCUGUGUGAAGCUUAUCUCCAGAACCGAGGCCUGCAUGCUACAGAUGCGAAGGUUGCUGGUUAUUGGAGGUUCUUUUGGUCUUCGUGAGUUUUCACAAAUCCGCUAUGAUGCUGUGAAGAUUAAAAUUGAUCCUGAAUUGGAAAAAAAACUGAAAAUGAAUAAAGUGUCAUUGGAGUCAGAGUAUGAGAAAAUAAAGGACUCCACUUUUGGUGACUGGACGAAUAUUCGAGGGCCCAGGCCUUGGGAAGAUCCAAACCUCCUCCAAGGACGGAAUUCAGAAGCCCUUAAGUCCAAGACAACCUGAUUAUGUUGAUUCUAGUUUUUUUGGUUACUUUUGUUUUAAUUUUAAAAUGUUUUCAAUCAAGCUUCCCCCAAUAUGUUCCUAUAUAAUGGAAGGAAAAUUCCAGAACCGCAGAACUCGGAAUAACAAUAAUUAACCGUCGUGAUUGAAAAGUGGAAAUCUUUAUGUUUCUCAAUAUUUCAUUUGCAAAUGAAAGUAGCCCUAUUGACCACAUGUAUUUUUGGACCUUUCAGUAAAAAUGUAAAAAAUAUAAA
Molecule: messenger RNA, 931 nt
Organism: Echinops telfairi (small Madagascar hedgehog)
Lineage: Eukaryota; Metazoa; Chordata; Mammalia; Afrosoricida; Tenrecidae
Product: cytochrome c oxidase assembly protein COX16 homolog, mitochondrial
Exons: 4
Coding region: 234-680 (148 amino acids)
Biological process (GO): mitochondrial respiratory chain complex IV assembly
Cellular component (GO): mitochondrial inner membrane
Source: RefSeq, a predicted model, not a curated record